AUGUCUCCUAAAUUACCUUUUAAGUUUGAUUCGGGAUAUGAGAAACUUAAGAAAAAGAAAAAACUUAAUGAACUAAAUCAAUCUCAAGCAAGAGCUCUCGAUAAAUUUCUUACAAAAGAACCACAAGUUGUUGUUGAAAAUUCAAAUGUUGAUAAUGUUAAUUUAAGAAAUUUUGAAGAAUUAGUUAGCUCCAAAACUAUGGAGGAUAAUAUUGAUUUUGAUGCUACUAAAACUAAUCAUUUAGAAUAUGAAAAUGUUGAUAAUGUUAAUGACAAAUAUGAAGAUAUAUUUGAUCCAAGAAUUUGGGAUUCUCUUGAGUCUAAAAGAGAUUUAUCUAUAGUGAAGGGUCCUAAAGAUAAAUUAUCUAGGCGUUUUACGGCUAAUUUGUAUACACGAGUUUUAUCAAAUGCAGAGAAGUGUGAUAGAGAUUCACUUGUUUAUUCAAAAGAGAUUUGUAUAGGUCAAUUAACAAAUGAGGGGUUGGUGAUUGGACAUAUGUUGGUGAAAGGCUUAGAGAGCACGAGACAGACAUGGAACAUGUCAAAGGAUAUGAUUAUGGAUGUUGCAAUAGAAAAAAUAAAAGGGUUAAUUUCAUUUUUUGAGAGAUAUAGAGAAACUGGUUUUAAUAAGGCCUUGAAGUAUGCUAAAGAAAUUGUUAUUAAAUUGAAUAUUGACUCAGACACCACUUUUAAUAUUAGAACAGGGCCUCCAAAUUAUUUGAGACGACCCUGCGCGGAAGCAUCUAGCAGCAUUCGUGUUUGA
Lathyrus oleraceus (garden pea) is the source of this 762-nucleotide messenger RNA. RefSeq lists its product as uncharacterized. Bases 1 to 762 code for a protein of 253 amino acids. The transcript is spliced from 4 exons. NCBI's taxonomy places the organism in Eukaryota, Viridiplantae, Streptophyta, Magnoliopsida, Fabales, Fabaceae. The record is from RefSeq and is a predicted model, not a curated record.